AUGUCUGGAAAGCAAAUUUUGAGGUCCCAGGUUGGAUCUUCCUUACGUGCAUCGCGAACUACGGUAGCUCCCGCAUCCAUACGGUUUCCAACACAGCUAUGCCGACAUAACACGUCUUCGACGAAAACGACAAACGAUGACACGAAAGAUACAAAGGGUGAAGAGAAAGAGCAGGGUGCUAUGGCGCGACGUCUGUCCCAGAUGGCGGAGGACGCUCUGCUGGAAGGCGGGAGCUCAGCCCGUCGCAACAUCGAGCAGGCGGGAUUCUCAGAGGAUUUAAAGCGACAACUGGAAGAGCGAGUAAAGGCGGCAUCUUUCAAGAGCGACAAUGCCGUCGCUCACUCGAUCCUCGAUAUGCCAGCUAGUGCAGGCCAAGGCACUCGAGAAUCCGCAGCAGCUCCUGCAUGGACAGGAACCGAAAGAUUUGAAGAUACUGCUCUACGGAUGCUCGACGAUGCCAGUAAACCCAUCCGAACCCCCUUCCAAAUUCCCCGGCCGGUCAAUCUCCAGCCCGCCCCGAAGCCGAAGCUGUCGCCCGGUGUCCGUAUCGCCAAAGCAAAGGAGCGCACGUCCAAAUAUGCAAUGACUCAAGGUCCUGGAUUAACGGAGGAAGAACGGGAAGUGAUUCGCAAUGAGAUGCGGGAAAAGUUGACACCCGGCGCGAUGGCCAUGCCCAUAUCCAUCUCAGGCCUUUCAUCACUGGCAAACGAACGGAUAGAAGAUGCAAUACGGCGCGGCCAGUUUGAGAAGAUUCGUCGAGGCAAAGGUGUCAAUACAGAGACAGACCACAAUGCUAAUAGUGCUUUUAUCGAUACGACGGAAUACUUCAUGAACAAGAUCAUCCAGAAGCAAGAGAUUGUUCCGCCAUGGAUUGAGAAGCAGCAGCAGAUUUCUAUGGAGCUCAGCCGGUUUCGCGCGCGCAUACGUACUGAGUGGAGGAGACACGCCGCCAGACUCAUUUCUAGCCAGGGCGGGUCCUUGGAAGCACAAAUGCAGCGGGCGAGGGCUUACGCCGCUGCUGAGUUACGAUUAUCAGAGAAGGCGAAGCUAGAAGCAGCACUUCGCAACAGCGCUAGCAACGCUGAUGAGGCUGUUGUUUCUGAAAUAGCAAGCGAUGGCCGAAUCGUGCCAAGGGUCGAAGCUGAAUCCAAGCCGGUCGAAAAGGAGGAACUUCCCCAUCUACCUCCGUUGCGAGAUCCGCAAUAUAUGGAUAUUGAACGGUCUUAUCAUGAGCUUGCUGUGAAACAGUUGAAUUCUCUCACACGGUCAUACAACCUUCAAGCCCCCCGCUCUGCGCAAAAACCGUACACCAACCUCGAGCGCGAGUUGAAAUCUUGCUAUGCAGAUGUCGCUCCACAAUUGGCUGAAGAGAUACGACGGCGUGCAACUGAACGGGCUCGAGGUUCUAGUUCGUCCAUGCGGGCCUCGGCCGAUGCAUUCGGGUCACUUAGUCCUGGACCGACCGUGCGUAUUUACGAUGAGGACAAGAGCAAAUCAUAUGGUUGGAAGGAAAUGUGGAGGGAUCUCUUCACAAAGGAGCAAAGGUGA
Penicillium odoratum is the source of this 1548-nucleotide messenger RNA. Its product is annotated as DnaJ family domain-containing protein. The transcript has 2 exons. The record is from RefSeq and is a predicted model, not a curated record. The coding region runs from base 1 to 1548 and encodes 515 amino acids. Lineage: Eukaryota; Fungi; Ascomycota; Eurotiomycetes; Eurotiales; Aspergillaceae.